Messenger RNA from Coregonus sp. 'balchen', 24491 nucleotides. The record is from the annotation of a GenBank genome assembly. Lineage: Eukaryota; Metazoa; Chordata; Actinopteri; Salmoniformes; Salmonidae.
AUGGAACAUCCUUUACCUCACCUCAUCAUUGGAGACAGCGGCGCAGAGAUAGCAGAGCGAGCGAGCGAGCGAGCGAGCGAGGACGAGCGAGCGAGCGAGCGAGCAGCGAGCAUCGAGCGAUGGAGUGAGCGAGAGAGCGAGGAUCGAGAUAGCGAGCGAGCGAGACGGCAGCGAGCGAUGCGAGACGUCGUUCGGCGAGCGACCGAUAUAGAUACUGAAAUAGCAUAUAUCGCAGCCUACAAAUAUAUAUUGCGCUGAGAUGUAGAUAUAUCUUCUAUAUCUAGAUAUCGAUAUCGCGGCGAAAUAUCUCUAUAUCGCUAUCUCAGAUCUCAUAGCUAUAUAUCCUCUAUCUCUAUCUAUCUCUAUCUCUAUCGCUCUCGAUCAAUAUCUAUCUCUCUCUCUCUCUCUCAUCUCUGCUCUCUCUCUCUCUCUCUCUCUCUCUCUCGCUCUCUCUCGUAUCUAUCUCUCUCUUCUCAUGCUCUCUCUAUCUAUCUCUCUCUCUCACUCUCUCUCUAUCUAUCUCUCUCUCUCUCUGUCUCUCGCUCUCUCUCAAUUUCAAUUUAAGGGCUUUAUUGGCAUGGGAAACGUGUGUUAACAUUGCCAAGGCAAGUGAAGUAGCUAGUAAAUAAAAGUGAAAUAAACAAUAAAUAUUAACAGUAAACAUUACACUCAGAAGUUCCAAAAGAAUAAAGACAUUUCAAAUGUCAUAUUAUGUAUAUAUACAGUGUUGUAACAAUGUGCAAAUAGUUAAAGUACAAAUGGGAAAAUAAAUAAACAUAAAUACGGUAUGUAUUUACGAUGGUGUUUGUUCUUCACUGGUUGCCCUUUUCUCUCUCUCUCAUUCACACACACACUAUCACACUAUCACCCAUUCACACACACACACACACACACACACACACACACACACACACACACACACACACACACACACACACACACACACACACACACACACACACACACACACACACACACACACACACACACACACACACACACACACACACACACACACACACAAACACUCACACACACACACUAGGGCUAACAUUCUGAACAGCAACAUGCAACCAGCUCUUAAGUAAGCUUCAGUAAGCUUUUAAAGUGUCACCAUGAGGCCAUUUCCUUGUGUUCCAGGCAAAUGUAAAUACAACAGUGAAUGGAUCAAUAUCUGUGUGAUCCUGUAGUCUAUUUGUCAACCUGUGAGCCUAAAACAAUCCUUUAAUGGCAAUUUCCUGUCAGGCUAGGAGCCCUCUCAUACCUGUCUUCCACUUAAAGCUGCACUUAACAGUGAUUCUGUCCAUGCAGCGUUUCUGAAGGGUCGAUGGGUUCAAAGCUGCAGAUCGGAGGAAAGAGGGAAUGUUUCUGUUGUUGAUGACUUGGAUCACAGCAGAGCGCAGAGACAAAGCAUGCGUCCCAAAUGGCGCCCUGUUCCAUAUAGUGCACUCCUUUUGAAGGGCCCUGGUUAAAUGUAGUGCACUAUAAAGGGACCAGGGUGCCUUUUGGGACGCGUCCAAAUCCCUGGCUAAACACAUAUUAGCAGGUACCAUCGACAAGCACCAAAUGAGUAUUUUAGUAGAUAGGGGCUGUGUUGUGUGUGAUAUCCUUACUGGGUGGUAGUUUCCUGGACUCUCAUUGAAGUGCAAGUACAAAUUACGCCUUGAGGCAGUAUACACAGUGACCUAUUUGUAAUGAAAUAAGAUACAAUUUCCACCAGCCCUUGUCAUUUUUCACUGUUUGAUUGUCUAUUGUUCUAAGUGGGUCUUAGAUAUAAUCCUGAUCGCUUGUUGCUUUUAUAAGAGCAAUUACAGUGACAGCCUAAACGGUACAUUAUGAUUCAUAUCUCUGAGAACAAUGCGAUACAAUAACAAUAGUAUCAUCAGACUUAUGAUACAAGUUCAUUUCAACGAUAUUAAAACCACUAAGUUUUCUAGGCAUAGUAUUUCAUGUGAUAAUGUUUGUGUCUGUUCACUGAUGCCAAAAGAUUUUCUCUACUUGCCCAAGAAUUACCGACACGCAUUUACCUGACAGUCAUCACAGCAGUCAUCCACACGAGAGAGAACAUUUCACAAUGAAUAUGAAUUUGCCAUCCAGCAACAUCGGUAACGUUUCUAUAAUAUCAUUUCAUGGCGGUGUGGAGAGGAGCCAGCGUCAAUAGCUGGGGAAUUGGAAACCCUGGUGAUAAUGUGUGUUUCCUAAAUGGCACCGUAUUCCCAUUAUAGUGCACUACAUUUGAACAAGGCCCCAUAGGGCUCUGGUCAAAACUAGUGCACUAUAUAGGGAAUAGGGUGCCGUUUGGGACAAAGGUAAUGUGUGCACUAUCCUGCCAUUCUUCAGGUCCGUUUGGAGAGGACAAUUACUUUAAUGCACUUCACAAUGCGGAAUAAAGAAAAGGUAAUUUCACAUGGGAUUCAUCUCGGAAUGGAUUCUCUCCUUUGUUGAAUUAUUGAUUUUCUCUGAAAGAAAGAGAGAAAGAGAUUAGGAAUGUUUUGUUCUGGGCAGUGGACAAACUAUAGUGUGUCUUCUUAACAUGCUGAAGGAGCCCAGCCCACCAAGUUAUUAUCUAUAUGUCCUUGAAGACAUAUAGCAGAACUUUAAGUCAUGCUUGGGACUAGUAAGAGAGAAAAAAAACAUACAAUAGAUUAUGUCAUCUUACUCUAGGCCCAGGAUAAGUCCCACCCAACUAGAAUGGAGCUGCUCACAUGAUGUGAUUGUGAAGUGUCCUGUCCAGUUUUUAUUGUGUUCUCUCUGAGCAUUUAAUAAUAAUAUUGGAUAGCAUUUAUUUGGCUUUUUUCACUAGGUCUCAAAGCAUUGCACUGCAUCAUACUAACUAACCCUGUACCACCACCAAUUUGUAGAACCCACUUGGGUAAUUCAGGGCAGCCAAUUUGUGUUAUGCCAGUCCUCACAAAACAUACUGUCACAGUGGAGAGACUGUGCUAAUUUGGACCAGGGGAUUUCUCUUCCUGACUUGUCACUCAAUGGCUCAACAACAACGUCUGUGGUUUGGCAUAGCUGGUUUUCUAUUGCAUUUAUUUGCUUGAUAAAACCUAACCUUUACAUACCCCUGUUUUCCUCCUAUGUCUCUGAGUCAUGUCAGAGCACCACCAUUGUGUACAAGGCAGAGCAGAGUAGAACAGAGCUGCAGAGAUGGCCUGCUGAAGGCCGCUGUCCCCAAAACAGAACACAGCUGUAGAGCUGGAGCAUGAAGGCCACUGUCCUGUCCACAGUUUUUCUAUUUUCUUCUCAUAUGCCUAGGUCCAGUCAGACCACCACCAUUGUUGUUUAGAGCAGUGGUUCCCAAACUGUGGGGUGCGCCCCUCAUGCACAAGGUGCAAUUACAAAAUUGGGUUGUGCAUCAUCAGUUCCUCUUGUCAUGUUAGUCAUUGCAUACCUUAGAGAGCUAUUUAUAACUUGUCAGAAAUGUCCAGAUCAACUAGCCCAUGUCAGCUAACGUUUUGUAUUUAGGUUUUCCCCAAUGCUGGAAGGGGGACCCCAAGUGAAAAAGUUUGGGAAAGACUGAGCCGCAGCCAUCCCCUGAAGGCCACUAUCCUGGUCUGUCCCUCCUGUUAAUUAUGCCAUCAUUUAUGGAUGUAAUUGAAUGAUGAAAACAAACUGCUCCUUCCAGCUAAACCACCCAUGAAGCAAUGAGCUUAUAACCAAUAUGGUUUAUUCCAGCAAAUGAUUCACUAUAGCCAGGGGAGGUUUAGAUAAAAGGCAACAGAGAGAAGUAGCUUGUGUUUUGGUGAGAUGCCAGAGUUCUGCAACCUACAUAGAAGCUAGAGCUAUAGAACAUGAGGCUAACAUUUGAAAAAGAUGUUCAAUGUUUUUCUUACAUUUAAAACCAUACUUUUGUAAUAUGUCUGUGUAGCUACAACGUUAUUUCUGAAAACAUUUCUGAAACGGUCUUAAGUUCUUCAAGUUCUCACCUCCGUUUUUUAUUUAUAGAAAGUUUAUUUGAGGUAGUUCUCUCAAAUGAUAUUCUUUGUUGAUAGUUCAUCACUUGUAGCCUACAAAAAUAGCAAAUUACAAUUAAUAUAGUAGUUUCCCACCAAAAGUAUUGCAAUAACCAAGAAACAAUUUCAAAUGUGUCUAAAUGAUUGAACUGAAAGUAGAGAACGAUAUUGACUGUACUGUAUGAUAAUAUACAGUGAGAAUACAAAACAUUAAGAACAUAGACUGAUCAGUGAAUCCAGGUGAAAGCUAUGAUCCCUUAUUGAUGUGUAGAUCAAUCAGUGUAGAUGAAGGGGAGGAGGUUAAAGAAGGAUUUUUAAGCCUUGAGACAAUUGAGACAAGGAUUGUGUAUGUGUGCCAUUCAAAGGGUGAAUGGGCAAGACAAAAAAUUUAAGUGACUUUGAAAGGGGUAUGGUAGUAGGUGCCAGGUGCACCGGUUUGUGUCAAGAACUGCAACGCUGCUGGGUUUUUCACAUUCAAAAGUUUCCCAUGUGCAUCAAGAAUGGUCCACCACCCAAAGGACAUCCAGCCAACUUGACACAACUGUGGGAAGCUUUGGAGUCAACAUGGGACAGCAUGUUUGACACCUUAUAGAGUCCAUGCCCUGACGAAUUGAGGCUGUUCUGAGGGCAAAAGGGGGGGUGCAACUCAAUAUUAGGAAGGUGUUCCUAAUGUUUGGUAUACUUAGUGUAUGUUGCUAAUAGUGCAACAGACCACAUUAAUGCAAUAUAUUGCCCCACUCCAAUCACCUCCAAUCCUACUCAACAAAUAAGUCUAAAUGAGAGUCUACAUGUAAGUGGCUGGAUCCAUUAUUAAUGGGAACAGAUUGGUAGGACUCCAGUGCAUGUAUUGAUUCCUGGCUCCAAAUUGCCUGUUAGUAAUGUUCUCUGAGUGGGAAAUGGGUCGCUGGGUCUAGCUUCUUGAUUGCUGUCCGGUCCACUGCAGUUUUGCCUACACUCACUCAUUCAGCAUGUGCGAGUCCCAUAUUCCCUAUAUAGGGCACUACUUUUGACCAGAGACUUAUGGGCCCGGCCUGAUCAAAAGUAGUGCACUACACUUAGAAAAAAGGGCUCCAAAAGGGUUCUUUGCUGUCCCCAUAGGAGAACCCUUUUUGGUUCCAGGUAUAACCCUAUGUGGUUCCAUGUAGAACCCUCUGUGGAAACGGUUGUACAUGGAACCCAAAAAGGGCUCUCCUAUGGGGACAGCAAAGAACCCUUUCAGGUUCUAGACAGCACCUUUUUUUCUAAGAGUGUAUUUUUUUUACAUUUUAGUCAUUUAGCAGACACUCUUAUCCAGAGCGACUUACAGUUAGUGAGUGCAUACAUUUUUCAUACUGGCCCCCGUGGGAAUCAAACCCACAACCCUGGCAUUGCAAGCGCCAUGCUCUACCAACUGAGCUACAGGAGGGCCAGUGUAUGUAGGGAAUAUGGUGCCAUUUGGGGCACAGGCAGUGUAAUGGCUGUUCUGGUCAUUCAGUAUUCACUCCAUUCUGGAGAAAUACAGUGAAGCUGGUACUGUAGCUCUAUGGGGUUGUUGUGUUAUUUUUGAUGCAGAGGUAUUUUCUGGUGUUGAGCUGCAGGCAGGCAGGCCUCAUGCUUAUUCAGGAGAGAUAGCUAGAGAGAGAGAGAGAGAGAGCGUGGUAGAGAGACGAGAAGAGAGAGAAGAGAGAGAUGAGCAGAGGCGAGAGGCGCAGAGAGAGUGAGAGAGAGAGAGAGAGAGAGGAGAAGAGAAGAGAGAGAGAGAGAGAUAGAGAGCAGAGAGAGAGAGAGAGGCGAGAGAGAGCAGAGAGAGGAGAGAGGAGAGCGAGGGAGAGAGAGGAGAGAGAAGAGGAGGAAGCAGAGGAGAGAGGAGAGAAGUGCAGAGAGGGACGAGAGAGCUAGAGAGAGAGAGAGGAGAGAGAGAUAGAGAGAGAUACGCAGAGGAGAGCGAGAGAGGAGAGAGAGAGAGAGAGGGAGAUCAGCGCAGACAGAGAGGGAGAGAAAGAGAGAGAGAAACUAGAGAGAUCUAGAAGAGGGCUUAUUAAGGAUCGAUAUCUCUCUUCUCUCUCUCUAUCUCUCUCUCUCUCUCUCUCUCUCUCUCUCUCUCUCUCUCUCUCUCGCUCUCUUUCUCUCCCUCUCUCCCUCGCUCUCUCGUUCCCAGGCUGUAGGGACAGAGAGCUAAUGUCACAGCUGCACUCAAACUCCCAGCUGUCCCUCUCUUUCUCUCUCUUCUCCUUCCACUCCAACACUGCACAGUCUGAUCAUAAAGAGCUUUCUUUCUCUUUGUUAUUGCUCAUUAAAGUUGAUUUAGUCAUCGUGAGACUAUUGUGGCAGAGCUGAGAUAUUUACCACAAGCAGAAGCAAUUAUGUGUGUGUGUGUGUGUUUACGUGCAUGCUUGUGUGCAUGCCUCCAUAUGUGUGUACUUUGUACCUACGUGUGUACGUACGCAUGCAUGCCACCUCGGUUCGUUCCCUCUUCACAGACUUCCAGAUUACAUUAUUGCAAAGGUAAACUGCGGCUGGGCUCUGAAUUCCCUGUGCCUCUUUAACUGCUCAGGCGUAAAGCAUUAGGAUAUGCAUGAUUAGAUAAAACACAGGCUAAACAGAGGGACUCUAUGGAGGGGAGUGGUCCACAGCAUUAACCACUGGCUGUUCUGCUGAUGGGACUGUGGCUGCGUCUCAAAUGUCACCCUAUUCCCUAUAUAGUGCAUUAAUUUCUACCAGGGCCCAUAGGGUAGUGCACUAUAUAGUGAAUAGGGUACCAUUUGGGAUGCACCCUGUGUGUGCUGACUGUGGUGCUGUAGAGAUAUGUCUGCUAUCACACUCAGCCCCUAUAGUACCACUACAGGCUGCAGCAGUGUGUGUGUGUGUGUGUGUGUGUGUGUGUGUGUGUGUGUGUGUCUGUGUGUGUGUGUGUGUGUGUGUGUGUGUGUGCAUAGUGAAGUAGCCUGAGACAGGUGUGUGUCAGUGAGAGACUCCAUCACAGUGAGUACAGUAGCUAAACAUCCUUCCCACUGCAGAAUGAUAUUUCACUAGACUGAGCGGAGCAGAGCUACCAUCGUCCUGGAUAAUGUCUUAGGAUGCUUCUGCAGGGAGGGCUAAACACAAUGUUUCCUUGCCUCAUUUGGUUUUAUAGCUGGGCUCCUGCUAAAGUCCAUGACACCUCAUCUCACAGGCCUCUAACAGCUUCUCUAGAUGCACUGCAUACCAAUGGAUCAGUCUGCCUGUCUACUGGCUACAGAAGAAGAGACAUUAUGCUAUUUAGCAGAUGUUUCUAUCCAAAGUUAUACGGUACAGUAGGGGUAGGUAACCCUGUUCCUGGAGUGCCGCAAGUACUGCAGGAUUUUGUCCCAACUAGGCACCACACUGAGCUACUUAGAUAAUUGUUCAGUUCAGUGAUUCAACACACCUGGUCUUCCAGGUCGGUUAAAUAAAAAAGUGUAUUCGGCACUCCAGGACCAGGGUUGUCUACCCCUGCAGUAAAGUUAGUACAUACUGUACAUUGUUAGAACAAUAAUGCUUUCUGAAUCUGAAUAUGUUUUUGUACAUGUGUCUGUGUGCCCUGCGGGAAUUGAACCCACUACCUUGGCAUUGCUAGUGCCAUGCUCUUAACAACUGAGCAACACAGGACCUUCAGAACAUGCAGCUCGGGCUACUGUACUGUCUGUUUAUACUACACCCCAUGGGUUCAGGAUCAAAUGUCAUUGGCUGUGUGUCCUCCGGAACAAGAAGUGCACAACUCUGCCCAUACCAACCCUAAGCGGUCCUCAGACAGCAGUGUGUGUUUUAGGCAGGCAGUCUUUUGGGCAGCUUUUAUGUUGAUCCAUUCCGUUUUGUCAUUGUUGAUGUGUUAGAGAUCCAACUAAUCUAUACAAACUUUUCCAUCUGUCUCAUUAUAUAUUCUGAUGAAGGGAUUAUUAUUUUGGGUGCCACUGUACUGUGCAAUAUGUUGGUGUGUAGCUAGAAGUUAAAAUGUGGAGAGGGAGUUCAAUUGUAUUCUAGUACGUGGAAAUUACCCCAAAUCAUCUGGCUGCCAUUUUAACAGACAUAACAUGUUAUAAUAUGCCUUGCACCAAACAUCUGCCACUAAUGAAAUCACAGUAAAACAGCUUAACUAUAAAUUCUGAUAAUUGCUACACUACAGACUUGAACUGAAUCCAGUGAGAUACUCCCCAGAAAUACAGGAUCGAUUAGUGGCCUUUUUCUGAUAAGGUGAAUCACAUUUAAGCUCAAAUUGAAUCUAUUUAUGAUUAAAUGAUGAUCAUACGAUUAAGUAUUUAUUACUUUGGAGACAGCAGCCCCUGUUCUCUCUGAACACAUAAUAAUGUGUUAUUCAACUUUUUCCUUAUGGCCCGUCCUUGAAGAAUGUAUAUAGGAGGUCAAACGUUCUUCUCCCUCCUCUCUCCCUAUAUCUCUCACCGCUCUCUUUCUUUCUCAUAAAGAAGACAUUCAGCAUAGUCACGUAAUGUAGUGGAGAGAACAUUCACAGCUGUCAGUCAUUUUACAUUUUAGUCAUUUAGCAGACGCUCUUAUCCAGAGAGACUUACAGUUAGUGCAUACAUUUUUCAUACUGGCCCCCGGUGGGAAUCGAACCAACAACCCUGUUCUACCAACUGAACUACACGGGGCCAUGGAAGCGUGGGGCUGAAGGAGAGAAGGAGCAGAGCACAGAGCAAGUUUUCCAUUUAGAAUGUCAUGGCCCAUGGGUCAGGCCAUUGUGACCAUGGAAAAUAAAUAGCUAAAUACGUCUUCUCAACCUCGAUCCCCCACCGUGUCCCUCAGAUUGAGAACCUAAGUCACCGUUGCCGCCUCUGUGACUCUCUCUUUCUUUCUGUCUUUUCUCUUUCUCUUUUUCACUCUAUCUCGCUACCCUCUCUCUCUCUUGAUCUCCAUCUUAAUCUCUCUCUCUUUUUUUCUCUCUCUCGCUCUUCCUCGGUUCACACUGGAGCAUGUAUAUGGGGUGCUGGUUCACCGUCUGUAGGGGUGUGGGGCAUCAGGGGGGUUCUAUGCACAAUGGACGAGGAGGGGGGUUGGGUUCUAGCUUUUUACGUUCGUUAAGAUGAAGUAAAGUUUGUGGUUGUAAUGAUGAACUAUUGGGCCAAUAAAGGUAUUUUAAAAUAAAACAGUCUCUAUUCCUCUUGAUAUUGAUCUAAAUAUCUUUCUCUCUUUCUCUUUACUCUUGCUAGCUCUAUCUUAUUUUCCUCUAAAAUUGUGUUUUAAAGGACAACCUUGUCCUCCUGAAUACUGGCCACUCCCAUUCCCGGUCUCAUCACCUUCCUUCUCCCUCUUAUGUACUAACCAAUAGAGCCCUUCCUAGAUGGCCAUUUUGAAGUUGUUGUUGUUGUGACAUUGUGCCAGUAGCGAAUAUUGAUUCAACACCCCGGUGGACUGCAGAUGAUUUUAUUUGAGGACAAAUAUAGGAGUAGAGGUAGCUGGCAGACAGACAGACAGACAGACAGACAGACAGACAGUGGUAUCUAUCUAUCCUGUCCCUUAGAGACUGGGCUGUGUUCUUGUUUCUUUAAGCCUGGGUUCAUGCAGGGGGAAACUCGGUUCCCUAGUGGAAUUACACACUAUUGCCCAUGGUGGUGCACUGCUUCAGUCAUGCUGUUACUGUAGUUCCCUCAAUAUGGUGGGUUUAUUAAGAACGAUUGUCGCUUUCUCAUUUAGGUUAAGAUGAAACAAAUCAGACUGUCAAACAGAAGGCACUUACAUCGGUCUAGGCAGGUAGCUUAGCGGUUACGUGUGUGGCCAAUAACCAAAAGGUUACUGGUUCAAAUCCCUGAGCUAACUAAGUGAAACAUCUGUUGAUGUGCCCUUAACCCUAGUUGUUGUUCUGGAUAAGAGUGUUUGCUAAAUGUACACUGAGUGUACAAAGUGUUAGGAACACCUGCUCUUUCCAUGACAUAGGCUGACCAGGGGAAAGCUAUGAUCCCUUAUUGAUGUCACUUGUUAAAUCCAAGUCAAUCAGUGUACAUGAAGGGGAGGAGACAGGUUAAAUAAGUAUUCUUAAACCUUGAGACAUGGAUUGUGUAUGUGUGCCAUUCAGAGGGUGAAUGGACAAGACAAAAUAUUUAAGUGCGUUUGAACGGGGUAUGGUAGUAGGUGCCAGGCGCACCGGUUUGUGUCAAGAACUGCCACAGUGCAGGGUUUUUCAAGCUCAACAGUUUCCCGUGUGCAUCAAGAAUGGUCCACCACCCAAAGGACAUCCAGCCAACUGUUGGAAGCAUUGGAGUCAACAUGGGCCAGCAUCCAUGUGGAAUGCUUUCGACACCUUGUAGAGUCCAUGUCCCAACGAAUUGAGGCUGUUCUGAGGGGAAAAUAUUAGGAAGGUGUUCCUAAUGUUAUGUCCAGUGUAUUUCUCAUUCCCCUCUGAGUGGUGAGAGAGCGAGAGAGAGAGCGCUGUGGCUGCGAUAUCACCAUAGCUGUGCCUAGGCAGGGUGUAAUUAUUUCCCAAUAUGUGAUACCCAGUUUAAUUGCUAUUCCUCCAUAGGGAUCCCACUCACUGUGUUGUAUACACACAGCUAUACAUACCUAUUAGAGAGAACGGUUAGACAUGGAGUGUUGUCUUUGAUGUUGAUGAUGAAAUGAAUUCUACAUUACUUCAUGGGAUUUGUCAUAGCCCUAGCAGUGUGGGUUUAGGGCUUAGUGUAGUUCUAACGGACAGUAUUGUUGGCCUCUUGGUUAGUAUGUAGUCACAAAGGGAAACAAUAUUAGUUAAACUAGUAUUGACAGCCAUUAUGGAUGGGGCCAAUUUACAGGGAAACAGGGUGCCAUUUGAGACCAUGUGGGUAACUACACUACAGAUGUGUGUAACUACACUACAGAUGUGGAUAACUACACUACAGUCGGCUAUGCCUCACUACUAGGGUUGAAUGGCGGGAACCCGGUUACCGAGAUUUACCGGGAUUUACAGCCCAAAACCACUCCCUUUUCCCGGGAUAAAUAACUGCGAGAAACUGGUAAAAUAUAAUAAAUGAUUGAUAUGAAAAGCAUGGCGUGUAAUGGAACUGUUAAAUUAGAUGCAAUGUCUAAAUCUGGCUUCUCUACAGCCUCUGCAUGAUGAAUCAAAGUUCAGGGUGGGGACAGACAGCCCAUCUCAGUAUGGAGCGCAGUUUACAAUGCAUGUAGACCUACAGUAUCAUCUCAUCAUGUUAACUUUUUUUCUUGUGACAGCUAGGCCUACAUUUGCUGCAGCAACAGUAAUACAGUGGGGGGGGGGAAUUAUUUAGUCAGCCACCAAUUGUGCAAGUUCUCCCACUUAAAAAGAUGAGAGAGGCCUGUAAUUUUCAUCAUAGGUACACGUCAACUAUGACAGACAAAAUGAGAAUUUUUUUUCCAGAAAAUCACAUUGUAGGAUUUUUAAUGAAUUUAUUUGCAAAUUAUGGUAGAAAAUAAGUAUUUGGUCAAUAACAAAAGUUUCUCAAUACUUUGUUAUAUACCCUUUGUUGGCAAUAACACAGGUCAAACGUUUUCUGUAAGUCUUCACAAGGUUUUCACACACUGUUGCUGGUAUUUUGGCCCAUGCCUCCAUGCAGAUCUCCUCUAGAGCAGUGAUGUUUUGGGGCUGUCGCUGGGCAACACGGACUUUCAACUCCCUCCAAAGAUUUUCUAUGGGGUUGAGAUCUGGAGACUGGCUAGGCCACUCCAGGACCUUGAAAUGCUUCUUACGAAGCCACUCCUUUGUUACCCGGGCGGUGUGUUUGGGAUCAUUGUCAUGCUGAAAGACCCAGCCACGUUUCAUCUUCAAUGCCCUUGCUGAUGGAAGGAGGUUUUCACUCAAAAUCUCACGAUACAUGGCCCCAUUAAUUCUUUCCUUUACACGGAUCAGUCGUCCUGGUCCCUUUGCAGAAAAACAGCCCCAAAGCAUGAUGUUUCCACCCCCAUGCUUCACAGUAGGUAUGGUGUUCCUUGGAUGCAACUCAGCAUUCUUUGUCCUCCAAACACGACGAGUUGAGUUUUUACCAAAAAGUUCUAUUUUGGUUUCAUCUGACCAUAUGACAUUCUCCCAAUCCUCUUCUGGAUCAUCCAAAUGCACUCUAGCAAACUUCAGACGGGCCUGGACAUGUACUGGCUUAAGCAGGGGGACACGUCUGGCACUGCAGGAUUUGAGUCCCUGGCGGCGAGUUUGUUACUGAUGGUAGGCUUUGUUACUUUGGUCCCAGCUCUCUGCAGGUCAUUCACUAGGUCCCCCCGUGUGGUUCUGGGAUUUUUGCUCACCGUUCUUGUGAUCACUUUGACCCCACGGGGUGAGAUCUUGCGUGGAGCCCCAGAUCGAGGGAGAUUAUCAGUGGUCUUGUAUGUCUUCCAUUUCCUAAUAAUUGCUCCCACAGUUGAUUUCUUCAAACCAAGCUGCUUACCUAUUGCAGAUUCAGUCUUCCCAGCCUGGUGCAGGUCUACAAUUUUGUUUCUGGUGUCCUUUGACAGCUCUUUGGUCUUGGCCAUAGUGGAGUUUGGAGUGUGACUGUUUGAGGUUGUGGACAGGUGUCUUUUAUACUGAUAACAAGUUCAAACAGGUGCCAUUAAUACAGGUAACGAGUGGAGGACAGAGGAGCCUCUUAAAGAAGAAGUUACAGGUCUGUGAGAGCCAGAAAUCUUGCUUGUUUGUAGGUGACCAAAUACUUAUUUUCCGCCAUAAUUUGCAAAUAAAUUAAUUAAAUAUCCUACAAUGUGAUUUUCUGGAUUUUUUUUCUCUCAAUUUGUCUGUCAUAGUUGACGUGUACCUAUGAUGAAAAUUACAGCCCUCUCUCAUCUUUUUAAGUGGGAGAACUUGCACAAUUGGUGGCUGACUAAAUACUUUUUUUCCCCACUACUUUUUUCCCCCCCAUAGACCAAAUUCGUGUCUGAUUUACCCAUCUCCAUCUGGCUUUCGGGUAUCACCUUAUUUUUUAAUUGUAAAGAAUGUAAAUUUUUUAUUGCAGCUGCAGAGUUUUAAAACAGCCUAUCACUCGAAUAUCAUUGCUUUAAAUCAGUGCACACGCGAGCACUCUUGCGGUCUUUCUCUCUCUCCAUCAACUCCAUUCAAAUUACAUCCAAAAUAGAUAAUCGUGUUCUAGAUUGAUAUAUAGCCCUAUAUAUAGAUGUCCUAGCCUACCUCUUUCAGGUAAAAAAUUCAAUGCAGUAUUAGCCUUAUAUUUAGCUAAUUAAUUAUGGGUUAUGCAUAAUAAGCUUAUAAUUUAUAGCCGCUGUCUCUUGCGCAAUACGCAACCACCUGUGCUCCGCUGGUCUCUCUUUAAAAAACGCUCCUUAGCUCUUGGAGUCCCAUGCACAAAAAGCUAGACUAUAAUAGCUUACUGGACAUUCUUUUUAUAGCAUUUCUUGUACCAAUAGACUAUUCGAAGAUGGAUGCAAGCUCUUUUUUGCUGAAUGUUAACAAUAGCAGCCAAUAGAACUCACAGGUAGUUUGAAAGAAGCACGAAUGUGCGAUGGCGGUAGGCUAUAGCAGUUAUUUGUUCAGACCCAUAACCACUCAAUCUUCGUGAAGAGAAGUGAAAUCCUUCUGCAUCUAAUUCUAGUCCUAUAUUUUUCAAGGAUGUCAUUAGAAUGAUGAAGAUAAGGACAGCAAAACUUAUUGGAGGUAGGCUAAUAACAUUAGGAUAAACAUUAUGAACGGUAUAUAAGUCUAUGCGUCAGCCUACCUCCAAUAUAUUUCUAAAUGAAAAUGAUUAAUUUAAAUUCACUAGCCUAUAAUUGUAGUCCGCAUGUGCUGCACCAGAAUCGCAUGUUCUCAUUUGCUUUAUCAUGGUUUGAACAAUGUGCGUAAUUCCAGUCCAUAUAAUACAGUAUAAUACAAUACAGUACUCAAAAAGAUUAGCCUACUGGAGCUAGUUUCAUUUAUUUACCUGAGAGAGUAUAUAGCUAGUUACAUCAAUGGGCUUUUAUGUUUUUAUAGGCUACUGCGUAAUGUGCAGUAGCCUAUAUCAUAUAUGUAUUGGAUAACUGCACAAUCAUUUUGACUUUUUUGGGCUUGGGUUAGGGUUAGGGUUAGGGUUAGGGUUAGGGUUAAAAUGCAUUUAAUAUAUGGCUCAUCAGGCUCAGGUAGCAUCAGGUUAGAAUUUUCAUGCUGAUCAAAGUUCUAGUCAAAUCCAGACAUAUUUAUAUGUUUUAUAAUGCUUUUGAAUGACACUUCUGCUUUUGGCGGGAAAUACCGGGUUACCCGGAAGAGAAAAGUGAUUUAUUCUCGGGAUGGAACAUUUGUAAAAUACCGGGACAAUAUUCAACCCUACUCACCACCCCCUACAUCUAGCGCCUACACAUCACGUUUUAUUAACCCUUCCUUACCCUACAGAUACUGUGGCUGUCCCAAGUGUCACCCUAUUCCCUAAAUAAUGCCCUAUGGGCCCUGAUAAAAAGAAGUGCACUAUUUUUAGGGAAUAGGAUUCCAUUUGGGACACAGCCUGUAACUGCACCCUAACACAGAGAUACUGACAUACUCAUCCCUCCUGCUCUCUGAAAACAGACCUGAUUCCCCAAGGGCAGGCAUAGCUCUGCAUAAUGCAUCUACUACCAGGAACCGAGAUACACAUGUACACAUGCAUGCCAGCACACACACACACACACACACACAUACACACACACCCCCACACACACACACACACACAGAGAGAGACGUAGCUAGAGAACCCAGGCAGAAUACUGUAUGUUUUGUCGGCAUAUAUUUGUGAUAGCCCAGUGUGUGUGUGUGUGUGUGUGUGUGCAUGUGUUAGCCUGCAGCGGUGGUGCUCUGACGAGUUCAGUGGAAUAUUUAAUUACAUCUCUGUCUCAUCAUUAUCCCUCUAAUGUUUGUUGCCAUGGAGCUUUAAUAUGAUGGUGUGUCAUCCCAGACAGUUAAUUGUGUUCCGUUUGAUACCCCCUCCUCUGAGAUAUGAGACACAGACUGCAUCCUAAAUGACAUUCUAUUCCCUAUUUAGUGCACUACUUUAGUAGUGUACUACAUAGGGAAUAGGGUGCCUUUUGGGAGGAAGAGAGACUUGUUGUUCCUAAAUGGUCAAGCCUAUAGGGCUUGGGUUAAUCCCACAUGUUUAUUCAGGCACGAUAAAGGAGGAUAUUUAAGAUUUAUAUUAGUAUAUGCUAGUUUUGUAUCAUAAUUAAUGAGAGAGUCUUACAGGCACUGGAAGUGGUAUGUCAAGUACAGCAACAACCCAACACAUGACAGAAAGGACAGUACAGCACUGGACGGUUUUGGUUCGCAGGCUUUUUUGACUUGGUUUGGCUGCAGGCAGUUUGGUGUCAGUGGUGUCAGUGUCAGCUGCCAACUCCUGUGUUAUUGUUGUCUUUCUCUUUCUCUCUGUCUGGCCUUGAUGGUCCUAACGUCUACUUGGUACAGUCAGCAGAGGAUCAGCCUCCUCUCUGAUUCCUCAUUAGGUUUUGUCUUUCUAGGGAGUAGUAGAGUCGAGAAGGGUAGAGUAGAGUAUAGUAGAGCAGAGUAGAGUAGAGUAUUUAUUAUCCCAGAGGAGCAAUUCAUUUUGCAGCAUGUGUUAAACAACAUAAUGAACACUUGACAUUAAUAUACACCAAAACCAGUAUAUACAGCAAUAUGUACACUGCACACAAUACUACUACAGCUUGUUGAGGAAGCUGAUAGCAGCUGGGAUGAAGGAGAGUGUAGACCUGUUAGUUUUAAACUUAUGGAGCCUGUAUCUGCGCUCUGAGGGAAGCAUCGUAAAUUUGUCAAACAAAGGAUGCUGGGAGUCCCUCAGAAUGGAUUGCGCCUUGAGUAUGACUCGUGUCUGAUACACUUUGUUUCACAAUGUUACCUAACCCAUUCAUAGAUGCUAACUAGCGCCUAUUGACGAUAGUAUCUGCUGGCCGGAGGAGUUUUGCUAAAAGCCACGACGCUCGUUCUGAAUGUUAAAACGCAUCACUUGCGGUACGGUUUUGGAAACAUAAGGAAUGUAUCUUUCAUAUCAGCGAGAGAGAAAAAAUUCUAAAAACAAAAGGUUAAAUUACUACACACUUUUAUAGGGUUAGGAUUAGGAUUCCCACACGGCCAUAUUUCCAUGUUAUCGGAAGACAGAGGCAUCCCUGUGCUAAUUAGCUAUCUGCGUCUCCUAACACCUGUGUGUAAACGGAAGACGGACGCCACAAACGUGUUAUCACUGAAAAAACUGUCGGCUGCAACUGUGUUAAAACGGUUAAACAAUGUACAGUAAGUGUAUCUUUUGCAUUUGAGAUAAAAAAAAUAAAAUUAAAAGGGGGUGUUCACAUACUUUUGUAUAUAUAGUCUAUGAAAGUAGAGGGCUUUAUGUUUCUAGAACCGUACUGCAAUUGAUUAUCUGCGCUCUGAGGGGAGUUUUUCCAUGCCACUGUGCUGCUGCUUGCAAUUUGGGGUCUAGUGUGAAAUUUGAUUGAUGUACUUUAGUUGUCCUCUCUCUAUCUCUCUCUCUCCCAGGCAUGCCCAGUUUCAUCAAGUCUCCAGACGACCAGACAGGUAUUUCGGGAGGAGUGGCGUCCUUCGUUUGCCAGGCGGUGGGCGAUCCCAAGCCACGCAUCACCUGGAUGAAGAAGGGCAAGAAAGUCAGCUCUCAGCGCUUUGAGGUACAUGAUCUACUUUACUAUUGUAUUUUAUUUCUUUAUUUGACAAGGACGAUAUUGCACCAGAUUUGAGCUACAUAGCUACGUAAUUCUCAUCCAUAAAUGAGAAUGGAUGAGCUUGCCAGUACAGAAAUGUUAAGAAACACUGUAGGAAGCCCAAGCAGACAGAGUAGUCCUUUCCAAAUUACAUUAAUAGAUUCAUUCUUAUUCUAUGGGCGUACCCACAUGUUUCAAAGCACCACUCAACCACAUAGAUCAAAUAAAAAAAUCAAAUCACAUUUUAUUUGUCACAUGCGCCGAAUACAACAGGUGUAGUAGACCUUACAGUGAAAUGCUUACAAGCCCUUAACCAACAAUGCAGUUUUAAUAAUAAUAAUAAUAAUAUGCCAUUUAGCAGACGCUUUUAUCCAAAGCGACUUACAGUCAUGAAUACUAAAGAAAAUCACCAAAAAUAAAAAUAAAAAAAUAAAUAAAUAAAAGUAACAAAUAAUUAAAGAGCAGCAGUAAAAAUAACAAUAGCGAGGCUAUAUACAGGGUGUACCGGUACUGAGUCAAUGUGCUGGGGCACCGGUUAGUCGAGGUAAUUGAGGUAAUAUGUACAUGUAGGAAGAGUUAUUAAAGUGACUAUGCAUAGAUAAUAAACAGAGAGUAGCAGCAGCGUCUGGAUAGCCAUUUGAUUAGAUGUUCAGGAGUCUUAUGGCUUGGGGGUAGAAGCUGUUUAGAAGCCUCUUGGACCUAGACUUGGCGCUCCGGUACCACUUGCCAUGUGGUAGCAGAGAGAACAGUCUAUGACUAGGGUGGCUGGAGUCUUUGACCAUUUUUAGGGCCUGGUAUAGAGGUCCUGGAUGGCAGGAAGCUUGGCCCCAGUGAUGUACUGGGCCGUACGCACUACCCUCUGUAGUGCCUUGCGGUCGGAGGCCGAGCAGUUGCCAUACCAGGCCAUGAUGCAACCAGUCAGGAUGCUCUCAAUGGUGCAGCUGUAGAACCUUUUGAGGAUCUGACGACCCAUGCCAAAUCUUUUCAGUCUCCUUAGAGGGAAUAGGUUUUGUCGUGCCCUCUUUACGACUGUCUUGGUGUGCUUGGACAAUGUUAGUUUGUUGGUGAUGUGGACACCAAGGAACUUGAAGCUCAACCUGCUCCACUACAGCCCCGUCGAUGAGAAUGGGGGCGUGCUCAGUCCUCUUCUUUUUCCUGUAGUCCACAAUCAUCUCCUUUGUCUUGAUCACGUUGAGGGAGAGGUUGUUGUCCUGGCACCACACGGCCAGGUCUCUGACCUCCUCCCUAUAGGCUGUUUCGUCAUUGUCGGUGAUCAGACGAUGUUGUGUCAUCGGCAAACUUAAUGAUGGUGUUGGAGUCGUGCCUGGCCAUGCAGUCAUGAGUGAACAGGGAGUGCAGGAGGGGACUGAGCACGCACCCCUGAGGGGCCCCCGUGUUGAGGAUCAGCGUGGCGGAUGUGUUGUUACCUACCCUUACCACCUGGGGGGCGGCCUGUCAGGAAGUCCAGGAUCCAGUUGCAGAGGGAGGUGUUUAUUCCCAGGGUCCUUAGUGAUAAGCUUUGAGGGCACUAUGGUGUUGAACACUGAGCUGUAGUCAAUGAAUAGCAUUCUCACAUAGGUGUUCCAUUUGUCCAGGUGUGAAAGGGAAGUGUGGAGCGCAAUAGUGAUUGCAUCAUCUGUAGAUCUGUUGGGGCGGUAUGCAAAUUGGAGUGUGUCUAGGGUUUCUGGGAUAAUGGUGUUGAGGUGAGCCAUGACCAGCCUUUGAAAGCACUUCAUGGCAACAGACGUGAGUGCUACGGUUCGAUAGUCAUUUAGGCAGGUUACCCUAGUGUUCUUGGGCACAGGGACUAUGGUUGUCUGCUUGAAACAUGUUGGUAUUACAAACUCAGACAUGGAGAGGUUGAAAAUGCGGCCUUGUGAAUGUUGACCUAUUUAAAGGUCUUACUCACAUCGGCUACGGAGCGCGUGAUCACACAGUCGUCAUGCUUUGCCUGUUUGAUGGUUUGUCGGAGGGCAUAGCGGGAUUUCUUAUAUGCUUCCGGGUUAGAGUCCCGCUCCUUGAAAGCGGCAGCUCUACCCUUUAGCUCAGUGCGGAUGUUGCUUGUAAUCCAUGGCUUCUGGUUGGGGUAUGUACGUACAGUCACUGUGGGUAUGACGUAAUCGAUGCACUUAUUGAUGAAGCCAGUGACUGAUGUGGUGUACUCCUCAAUGCCAUCGGAAGAAUCCCGGAACAUAUUCCAGUCUGUGCUAGCAAAAGAGUCCUGUAGCUUAGCAUCUGCUUCAUCUGACCACUUUUUUUAUUGACGGAGUCACUGGUGUUAUUGACGGUGUCACAAGUUUUUGCUUGUAAGCAGGAAUCAGGGGAUAGAAUUAUGGUCAGAUUUGCCAAAUGGAGGUCGAGGGAGAGCUUUGUACGCGUCUCUGUGUGUGGAGUAAAGGUGGUCUAGAGUUUUUUCCCUCUGGUUGCACAUUUAACAGCUGGUAGAAAUGAGGUAAAACAAAUUUAAGUUUCCCUGCAUUAAAGUCCCCGGCCACUAGGAGCGCCACCUCUGGAUGAGCGUUUUCCUGUUUGCUUAUGGCCGAAAAAGUUCAUUGAGUGCAGUCUUAGUGCCAGCAUCGGUUUGUGGUGGUAAAUAGACAGCUACGAAGAAUAUAGAUGAAAACUCUCUUGGUAGAUAGUGUGGUCUACAGCUUAUCAUGAGAUACUCUACCUCAGGCGAGCAAAACCUCGAGACUUCCUUAGAUAUCGUGCACCAGCUGUUGUUUAUAAAUAUACAUAGACCGCCACCCCUUGUCUUACCAGAGGUUGCUGUUCUAUCCUGCCGAUACAGUGUAUAACCCGCCAGCUGUAUGUUAUUCAUGUCUUCGUUCAGCCACGACUCGGUGAAACAUAAGAUAUUACAGUUUUUAAUGUCCCGUUGGUAGGAUAUACGUGCCUGUAGUUCGUCCACUUUAUUAUCAAGCGAUUGUAAGUUGGCCAAUAGUAUCGAUGGCAAAGGCAGAUUAGCCACUCGUCGCCGGCUCCUUACCAAGCACCCCGAUCUCCUUCCGCGAUAUCUCAUUUUCUUUCUACUGCGAAUGACGGGGAUGUGGGCCCUGUCGGGUGUCUGGAGGAAAUCCCUUUCGUCCGACUCAUUAAAUAAAACAAUUUCUUCCAGUUCAUUUUACAUUACAUUUUAGUCAUUUAGCAGACGCUCUUAUCCAGAGCGACUUACAGGAGCAAUUAGGGUUAAGUGCCUUGCUCAAGGGCACAUUAACGUCAUUUAGCAGACGCUCUUAGCCAGAGCGACUCAUAAAUUGGUGCGUUCACCCUAUAGCCAGUGGGAUAAGUUCAAGGUGAGUAAUCGCUGUUCUGAUGUCCAGAAGCUCUUUUCGGUCAUAAGAGACGGUAACAGCAACAUUAUGUACAAAAUAAGUUACAAACAAUGCGAAAAAUCACACAAAAUAGCACGGUUGGUUAAGAGUCCAUAAAACGACAGCCAUCCCCUCCGGCGCCAUGUCAACACUUGAGAGAGAGUAUUGGAAAAGUCUGUUUGUCUGUGUCAGUUCAGUGACCACCUCCUCCUCUCGCUCUGUCUGCUUUUUCUUCCAGCAUCUGAAGCAAUGCGGAUGUAUGCCAUCCUGCUCAGACAAGGCAGGCAGACAGACAGACAGAGAGACAGACAGAGAGACAGACAGACAGACCAGGUAGGCAGGCAUACAGACAGACAGACCAGGUAGGCAGGCAAACAGACAGACAGACAGACAGACAGACAGACCAGGUAGGCAGGCAGGCAGGCAGGCAGGCAGGCAGACAGACAGACAGACAGACAGACAGACAGACAGACAGACAGACAGACAGACAGACAGACAGACAGACAGACAGACAGACAGACAGACAGACAGACAGACAGACAGACAGACAGACAGACAGACAGACAGACAGACAGACAGACAGACAGACAGACAGACCAGGUAGGCAGGCAGAAAGACAGACAGACAGACAGACAGACCAGGUAGGCAGGCUGACAUACAGACAGAGACAGACAGACCAGGUAGGCAGGCAUACAGACAGACAGGCAGACAGACCAGGUAAGUGGACAGACAGACAGACCAGGUAGGCAGACAGGCAGACAGACACAGACAGACAGACAGACAGACAGACAGACAGACAGACAGACAGACAGACAGACAGACAGACAGACAGACAGACAGACAGACAGACAGACAGACAGGCAUACGCUAAAAGCAGUAGCAGCAGGGAGGCCCAUUAGCUGCCAGCUAGUAGAAAUGGUUUCAAGUGAAGCGGUCUCAACAUGGGUCCUUCCACAGAUGCAGACACUCAGCUCACACUGACGUGAUUAAUAGGAAAUAUCUUCCACCUGUCUGCACGGCACUCCUCAAACUGAGCCCUGCUCUGUGUGCAGUCGUGUGGAGGUGUGGGAGAGCAUGGGAGAGCAGUGGGCCCAGGGGGAGAGAGGAGAGGAUCUGGGUUCAAAUAGUAUUUGAAAUCUUUCAAAUACUUUAGCAUUGCUUGAUUGAGCUUGCCUGGCGCAAUGGGACCAAGGGAAGAAUAGCCCCUUCAGUGAAAACCUAGCCUAUCUGGCACGCUAGGCAGGCUCAAGUGAACGCUCAAAGUGAUAGAAAUAUUUCAGAUACAGUUUGAACCCAGGUGUGCUCCUCUGAAUGUUCAGGAAUGUUCUCACUGUCAUGUGGAUGUUUAGGUCAACCACUUUCCACUGCAGCGUAAGGAACCUCUGACCUCUGAUUCUUUACCCCCCUAAAGGCUGGCUUCCUGAAAGGCCUUCCUGAAAUGCCUGCUCUCCACUCAGGCUCAUUUCAUAUAACAAACUUCUCUCUAAUUGGGUGAUUGUAUCAGAUCAGACUUACUUACUCCUCUUCACUCCCUGAGGAGCGUAGGGCCACAGCAAGGUCAUGCAAUACCGGGCGGUCCUUUGCAGUUGAGAUUAGAUAAGAUGUAGUCUCUAUUUGAGAUGGUUUAUUAAUAGUACUGAUGGAGUUUGAGUACUGGUCAGGUUUGCCUCUUCUGAUCUGCUUGUGCAGACUCUUAUUAUAACUCCAGUUCCUCCUAGCUAAAUAGAAAGUAGCAGUUACCUUAGCCCUGUAUUAGUCCCCCUGUUAAUGAUCAAACCAGGAGUAUUCACUGGGCUCAAUGGGCUGGUACUCAUCAGGGCUCUGAUGUUCCUGUAACUGAAAUAGCGAUCAAAGGGAUGCCCAUGUUAAGAUGACUGUUUAAAUCAGUUUAGAUUUGAAUCUUAGUUACAGGACGACCAUGGGUCUGAUCGCUUUUUCUCUCCUCUACCCACCCUUGUGUUCAGGUGAUAGAGUUUGAUGACGGCUCAGGGUCCGUCCUGCGUAUCCAGCCCCUGCGGACUCACAGGGACGAGGCCAUCUAUGAGUGUACUGCCACCAACAGUGUGGGAGAGAUCAACACCAGCGCCAAACUCACCGUCCUGGAAGGUAGGAUACACCUCGCUCACUCCUUCUCUCUGUCGCUCUCUCUCUCAGUAAUUUUAUUUGUAGCUUUCUCUCGCUCUCUCACUCACAUACACUAUCUACGCACACACACACACACACACACACACACACACACACACACACACACACACACACACACACACACACACACACACACACACACACACACACACACACACACUCUUUCCCUCUGUCUUUCUUUCUCUCUUGUUCUCUUCAUCUCACCACAAUGGGUUCCUCUGUCUUGAUCACCAUUGCUUAAUACAGUAUGUCCAUGCAGAUUCCAGCCAUGUCUGGAUGUGUGCACUACUGAUCCCAGAGGACCAGCCUGGUUGCAUGUCAGAGUGGAGAGAGCGUUUUAUGCCCUGCUCCUUCAGGUAGCCUACUGCUUGGUUGAUGAAAUAGAAACAAGAAGUCAGUUUGGGAUUUGCCGGUAGCUGUUAGAUGUUCUGAUUACACUGGGCCAAGAAUGUGUCUUGACAUCUUUAUUUGAUUACGCUUUCCGGCCAUGAAUUUACAAUCUAUCUGCAGGAAUUGAUUUUUAAAGCUACUGUAGGUGGGUCUGUGUGAAAUGUUUUUUUUAAUCUCCUGCCAGUGGGAAGAUUAAAGAUGAUGUCCAACAGCAAUUAUUUAAUCCACACUCAAAUUGAUAGAGAAAUAUAUGCACAAAAAUAUGUCCUGCUGCCAGGGUUUUUCCAAAUCACCUAGGAGCACAUUGUCUGGACUAGAAGACGAUAUUGUAGAUACCAUCAGGCUGGCUGGCUUCCUUCCUGGCUGUCACGCAAAACUCCCAAGCCUUAUUUUACAAGGCUUCAGUCUGCAUCCCAAAUGGCGCCCUAUUUCCUAUGUAGUGCACUACUUUUGACCACAGCCAUAUGGGGGAAUAGGGUGCCCUUUGGGACGCAUCCUCAGAACUACCAAAGGCCUUGUUAGGAGUGUGGCUGGGUGCUGAGUUAAUUGGUGUUAACAGGGAUCGGUAUCUGCUGAUCUAGGAUCAGAUUAAUGGUGGGAUUAACAUCAGUCUGAUGUAGAUGUAUGCAGAUAGCUUGCGGACAGAGAGAUAGAGAGAUGAAGCCAGGCAGGGGGUCUAUGUAGCAUGUAAUAGACUGGUCUCUGAUCAGUCUUAAUCUGCCUCUCGAAUGGCACCCAAUCCCCUACAUAGUGCACUACUUUUUACCAGGGCUCAUAGGGCUCUACAUAGGGUAGGGUGCCAUUUAGGAUGCAUCCAUAGGGCAGCCAUAGGGCUCUGGACAAAAGUAGUGCACUAUGUAGAGAAUAGGGUUCUGUCUGUGUUGGACCUUAGUGCUGCUGCAGCCAGUAUGAUUGGCAGACGUGCUCUCUGAGUACAGAGUGAAGACAACCUCCUGGUGUAUGCAGUGUGAUGUGUUCAGGAGAAGGACGAUGGCUGAUGGCUGACUCUAGGCUGACUCAUAGAUCGAAAGAGAGAAGGAUCGUGCUUGGGUCACGUUGCUCCCUCACACCUUACUGUACGUCAGCAUGUGAAGGUUUGGGAUCAGGAGGAUGUGACAAAGAAAGCAGUGAUGUUUUAGACAGAACUCCUGUUUGUUCCCUGUGGUUGAGCUGAGACAGGGAGGGGAGGAGAUGGAAGAGAGGAGAGAGCUGUGAGAGUAAAGGAUAAUUGGAGGAGAGGAGGAGAGGAGAGAGUAAAGGAGGAGUGGAGAAGAUGAGGAGAGGAGAGAGUAAAGGAGGACUGGAGGAGAGGAGAGAUUCAAGGAGGAGUGAAGGAGGGAGUGGUGAGAGUAGAGGGGGACUGGAGGAGAGGAGAGAGUGAAGGAGCAGAGCGGUGAGAGUAGAGGGGGACUGGAGGAGAGGAGAGGAGAGGAGGAGUGGAGAGAGCAGAGCGGUGAGAGUAGAGGGGGACUGGAGGAGAGGAGAGGAGAGGAGGAGUGAAGGAGAGAGCAGAGCGGUGAGAGUAGAGGGGGACUGGAGGAGAGGAGAGGAGAGGAGGAGUGAAGGAGAGAGCAGAGCGGUGAGAGUAGAGGGGGACUGGAGGAGAGGAGAGAGGAGAGGAGGAGUGGAGAGAGCAGAGCGGUGAGAGUAGAGGAUGGUGGAUCACGUCUCUCUCAUUAUCAGACAGCAGGGGGAGAGAGAAGGUAGUCCUGGGGCUUCAACAUGUCAUAACAGAUAUGGUGUGUGUGUGUGUGUGUAUGUGCACCACAGAGCAGAGCAGCAGAAGGUAAAGCCUUCACAGCCUUCUCAGCCUCCCUUCACAGAAAGGAGAGGCAAUGUUUUCAUGUAGAGAGAGGAGAGAGAGAAAGGGAAUGGGAGAGAGGGAGUGAAAUAGAGAGGAUUGUGAGAAGGAGAGAGAGGAGAGAGAGAGAGGGAGGGAGGGAGGGAGGGAGAGAGAUUAUUACCUGACUCAACAGGCCAGAGUGAUCUCCCUCCUUCCCUAACAUAGCCGCCAUCUCUGUGACCCAUGUCAGAUUACGCCAAGCGAGGAGUAAUGACAUCGCUGUGGCAGUCCAACGCGUGUCACUGCAACCAUCACGCUGUCGUGGAGAUGAGACAGGGGCCCCACACAGUCUAG